Messenger RNA from Miscanthus lutarioriparius, 606 nucleotides. Lineage: Eukaryota; Viridiplantae; Streptophyta; Magnoliopsida; Poales; Poaceae. The record is from the annotation of a GenBank genome assembly.
AUGGUGGCCGUCGCCACGGAGCGCCGCGACCCCGCCACGCCGGUGGCCGCCAGCGCGGGUUCCCUCAAUGCUGCCUCCUCCCACCGGUACGAAACCCUAGCUGCCUCUUCGGCGGCGGCGGUGAAGCUCGCCACAGCGAACGACAGCAGCCACGCGGACUGGCGCUGCUCCAGCGCUGACAAGUGCCUCCACAGAUGCUCCCCUACACAACUAACAGGUACAUGCUACAUUUCAUCAAUAUUGCAGUCCGUAUCCUAUCCACGCAUGCUCUGCUUGUAUCAGGCUUUAAGCAAGCUUUACCCACUUUUUAUACCUAAAGGAAAAUUGUUUGCACAGAUGGGGGAAGAAGCUUCAUUGACAGAAAGUUGUUUGAGUAACCUUGGAGUUGCCUUAGUGGAUUCUGUCAAGAAACUGCCUUUUGAUUCCAAGAGAAGCAACAGCUGCAACUUUUCUGGUGCAUCUUCCCACUCCAUGGAGAGGCAUCAAUAUUUGCAGAGAGGAAUAUCAUUAUUAAAGACAAGUGUUACAGCCAUGACUACCUACUAUUAUAACACACUGGCCUUGGAUGUGCCAUCCAAUCUUUUUUACUUUCGAGGCUUUUGCUAA